AAGAUGUUAAACUUUAAGUUAGAUAUCAAUCAUUAAAGUGAAAACUCUCGUUGAGCGCAAAUCAUUUUAAAGCUAAAUUUUGUUUUCUAUUUAAAUUGGGAAUAAACACUUUAAUUUGGUUUCCAAACGAUUACAAAUGCUACCUUCUUGCUGGUCAACCUGUUAUAGCAGCUUCUUCGUUUCAAGUUGUUUGUUAAUUGCUCUGUUAAUUUCAAAUUUAACGAUAAACAGUAAACUGUUGAAUGUUGUUAGAGCCGAUUCGGAUUUACUGGCAAGUGCAUCAAGCUGGAGUCAACCGCCAACAAACAAUCCACCAACCUGCCAAUGUGCUCCAAGACCAGUGAAAUAUGUUGCUAUCGAGAUACCAAAGAUAAUUAAAGUUCCAGCUCCAGCUCCGCCACAGAUGAUGAUGCCUCCAGCUCCAAGUCAACAAACUAAACAGACAAUCAUUCCAAUUACGAUUCCUUUAUUGACCCAUGUUCCUGCUCCAGCACCAGCACCAAUGCCUGCUCCUGCACCUUCACCACCACCUUCGGAUGGAUGGUCAGCUCAAUCAAAUCCAUGGAGUAAUUAGGAUUCUGGUUUCUCUUCAAGUCAGUACAAUCUUGAUCUUCAUUUACAUUCAAUAAAUUUACUUGAUUCUAACUGUUUCAGACAUUUUGGUUACACUGUUUCUUGAUCGAGUUUGUUUGAUUAUUUCAUGUGGAAUUGUAAAUUAAUUGAUUCACCAUUAAGUUGAUUUGACGAUAAACAUUUCACUUUAGUAACCAGUAAUGUGUAAGUCUGGUUUGUUUUGCAAGAUAUUCAUUCACCCGAUUCAAUCUUUUUUUAUUGCUAUCAGAUUAUGUCAACUAUUAUUUGAAUAUAUUGAGGUUCAACAGGAGAUUCAGCCAAUAAUACCGAAUAAAUUGAGUGAAACUCAUAAAAGAAACAAUUGAUUAAAGAUUUACAUCUUGAUCAACUUUCACUUGAAUAGGUUAAGAUUAGUUCAAUAAGAAAUGCCUUACAGGUCAAAAUUUUAAUUAAGAUGUUGCUUCUAUUGCACCAAAUCAAUGGUUAGCUAUUGUUAUCACAAUUUAUUGGAUCAAUUUAAAUUGUUUAACCAACAGGAUGGAUAUUAAUGUUAAUAUAAAUAGCAAGAAAUAACUUUCCCAAAUAAUCAAGAUUAACCAAUUCAAUAUUAUGCUCAAUAUUAAUUAAAAUGAAAUCCAUUUUUAAUCUGCUUUAUCUUCCGUUAAUCAUUUUGAUACCCAAUUUUUUGUUUUCUGGUCUCACAAUAAAGCUGAUUGUUGGUUUAACAAAAAUGGGUACAAUUAAUAAUUAAUGCUGCCAAUCUAUUUCGGGUUUAAUUAACUGGUAUUCAUUGUGCUUACAAUUGUGAUUAAAAGUCUCAAGAUUGUUAAUCAAGUAAUAAUAAAACUCGAAACUGAAACAAACGAAACAACACACAUUUGGGUAUUUGGGUAACCAAUAUGUUCAAUUUAGGUUUACAUUGAUUGACUAAUUUGAAUGACAACCUUACUG
Molecule: messenger RNA, 1524 nt
Organism: Tetranychus urticae (two-spotted spider mite)
Lineage: Eukaryota; Metazoa; Arthropoda; Arachnida; Trombidiformes; Tetranychidae
Source: RefSeq, a predicted model, not a curated record